Cladophialophora immunda is the source of this 1019-nucleotide messenger RNA. RefSeq lists its product as uncharacterized. The record is from RefSeq and is a predicted model, not a curated record. The transcript has 3 exons. The coding region runs from base 18 to 998 and encodes 326 amino acids. Lineage: Eukaryota; Fungi; Ascomycota; Eurotiomycetes; Chaetothyriales; Herpotrichiellaceae.
AAAACAAGUGACCCGCGAUGGCUACCAACCAGGAACGCGGUAGCGUCUCUACGCUUCACAAUAAUGAGAUCAACCCUGGCGCUGCGGAUCAUGCUCGCCUCCAGGACACCUCAACUUCUGACUCAGGCUGUGAAUCUCCAUCCGCAGCUGGUCGCCAAAUCAAGCCCGAAUUGCAAGCUUUACUCGACUGGCUCGAAGAGGGCAAAUCCGACAACUCAGUCGACAGGAUUAACUUCCCCCUCCCUUUCGAACAAUACGAACAAUUCAAGGAAUUGGGGAUGGUGGAGGACGGUAAAUUAGCUGGAAGAAGAUUCAGAUUCGACUACGACGGCGACGACGAAAUCCUCACCAUCAGAAUGCCCGACCUCAGACACGAUAUCAUUGCCGGCGAGGCGGAAGAUCUACUGAGAGACUUCAUCAAAGAGUCACGAAAACACACCAACCCCGCCAUUGCCGCAUUUGCCUCAUCCGUGAUGUCUCUCUACACCUCUGACCUCCACUAUCCUGCCAUGAUUAGUACUCACAUGACCGAACAUACUCCUGACCUCUCGUUUGGAAGCGCAUUCAACGCGAAAUACCCAACUAUGGUUGGUGAAGUCGCAAACUCGCAGACAACCAACCAGCUGCAAUCCAAGGCCAAAGGGUAUAUCCAAGGUUCUCGGGGUGGCAUACGAACUGUCCUCUGCAUCGAUGUUGAUUAUUCGGGGAAGAAGGGCGCACGCUUCUCGGUCUGGCGGGCGAAAUUUGACGACGACGGAGGGUUUCAAGGUGCCGAGUGUGAUGAUACUGUGGAGAUCCGCAGCAAGGAUGGCCUGAAGAAUCCAGAGGGCAAAGCCGGCCUCGUGUUAUCACUGGAAGACUUUUGCGGUAUUGGAGAAGUCACUGAUGUUACACCUCUCAAAUCAGUCACUAUGACUCUGUGCACCGACAAGCUAUACGAUCUCAUCGAACUCGCCGAGAUGCGGCAGGCGUCGCGCAAGGCCGCAUGGGCUAAAUGAAUCUUGGAAUGAGGGUGCAAG